AUGUCCGAGGAUACCGAGAGUGAAGAUAGUGAUGUCGAGGGUGGUCUGGGCAACGUAAACAAAUUGGUGAUGCGACCACCUGGCCACAGCGGUAAAGCUAAGAAGGGCCAUAUUUGCUUUGAUGCGACCUUUGAAACCGGCAAUCUCGGCAGAGUGGACUUGAUCUCUGAAUUCGAAUACGAUCUCUUUAUUAGACCUGACACUUGUGGUCCCAGAUUACGCUUGUGGUUUAACUUCACCGUAGACAACGUGAAGAUAGAUCAACGAGUGAUAUUCAACAUCGUAAACAUUUCUAAGAGCGCUAAUCUCUUUCGACAGGGAAUGACGCCGUUAGUGAAGAGCAGUACUAGACCGAAAUGGCAGAGGAUACCACGAGAACAGGUAUUCUAUUACAGAUCUGCGCAGCAUCAAAAUCACUAUGUACUGAGCUUCGCUUUUGCGUUCGACCGUGAAGAUGAUGUUUAUCAAUUCGCUCUAACGUAUCCAUACUCGUACACGCGUUACAUGGUGCAUCUCGACAACUUAUGUAGUAGAUUAUUAUAUACGAAGCGAGAGACGUUGGCUGAGUCGAUCCAAAAGAGGAAUGUAGAGCUCGUGACUAUAACUUCCGACCUCGAAGACGUGGAACGAUCUAGAAAAGUGGUCGUCGUCCUCGCUAGAGUUCACCCCGGUGAGUCACCGUCCUCCUUCGUGUGUCAGGGUUUGAUGGAUUUCUUAGUCAGUGCGCAUCCUAUCGCUCAAGUUCUAAGAGAAUACGUCAUCUUCAAGAUAGUGCCGAUGCUGAACCCUGACGGUGCCUUUCUCGGAAAUUACAGAUCUACCGUGAUGGGAUUAGAUCUGAAUCGAUCUUGGAACUGCAUUUCUGAAUGGAUUCACCCUACCUUGUUCGCGACUAGAGCGAUGUUAAAAUCGCUCGAUAAAAACGCACAGACACCAUUGGAUUGCGUGCUGGAUUUACACGCUCACACCAAUGCCACGGGCGUCUUCGUCUACGGAAAUACAUACGAAGAUGUCUACAGGUACGAGAGGCACAUUGUCCUGCCGAAAUUGUUAGCUCAGCAUGCGGAGGACUAUGAAUUGGGCAACACUAUGUAUAAUCAAGAUCACAACAAAGCCGGAACUGCCCGCCGUUAUCUAUGCUCUAUCCUAAAGGAACAUGUCAAUUGCUACAGUAUCGAGGUUUCUAUGUAUGGUUACAACAAAAAGGGAAUACCGGGUAUAAUGCCGUACACGGAAGAAGGAUAUUACAGACUGGGUCGCAAUCUGGCACGCGUUUUUCUAGAAUAUUACAAGCUCACUGGGCUUAUCCCGUCGGGGCUUCCCGAUCAACCAUCGAGCAGACGAGCGCGUCAAUCUCGGCAGAAACAUCGUCUUCCAAGGGAGCCCAAACCAAGAACAGUCCGAAUUCCGGCAACUUUGCAUCUUGCCAGCAUCUACGAGUACUUCCGGGAGAAACCUGAGCAGCUCCCGAGCGCUCGUUACCGAUCGAUGAGUAGUACGCGGAUGGGACAACAGCCCGGAACCGGAAUCGCGAGUGAAACUGGAACGGGCGUCGGCGGCGGGUGCAAAAGCCCGAGCCACAGGUUCCGGAGCCCCGGGGCACCGCUCGACAGAGUGCAGACCCUGACGGGGCGACCCGCCGAGCCGCGGCUCACCAUUAUCGAUUUCAAUCAGCUGACGCGGGGCGGUUUGGAGCUCGCAGCUAACAAGAACAGACCGACAGUCCCAUACAAGAAGGUCGUCAAGUCGCGCAGGUAG
This is a messenger RNA of Atta colombica, 1758 nucleotides long. RefSeq names its product cytosolic carboxypeptidase 6. Gene Ontology annotation, molecular function: zinc ion binding; metallocarboxypeptidase activity. Gene Ontology annotation, biological process: proteolysis. The record is from RefSeq and is a predicted model, not a curated record. Bases 1 to 1758 code for a protein of 585 amino acids. The transcript is spliced from 7 exons. Lineage: Eukaryota; Metazoa; Arthropoda; Insecta; Hymenoptera; Formicidae.